Messenger RNA from Lethenteron reissneri (Far Eastern brook lamprey), 6478 nucleotides. RefSeq names its product zinc finger protein 180-like. Gene Ontology annotation, cellular component: nucleus. Lineage: Eukaryota; Metazoa; Chordata; Hyperoartia; Petromyzontiformes; Petromyzontidae. The record is from RefSeq and is a predicted model, not a curated record. Gene Ontology annotation, molecular function: RNA polymerase II cis-regulatory region sequence-specific DNA binding; DNA-binding transcription factor activity, RNA polymerase II-specific. Gene Ontology annotation, biological process: regulation of transcription by RNA polymerase II; embryo development.
UAUUUUUUUCUGUCUGCAGCUGAUGCUUCUUCUGGCACUUCCUCUGCAGAAUUGGUCUGAUGGAGCAAAGGCACUCAGCACAGCUCGGUGCAAAAAGGCAACAAUGCAACCAGUGUGCAUACAGCACGGAUCAUGUUCAACAUCUGAUACAGCACCAGAGAACUCACGCAGGAGAGAAACCCUUCAAGUGCAGUCUGUUGCGGAAGGCGUUUUCACAGUCAUCUGCUCUUGUAUUAUAUCAGAUAACUCACACGGGAGAGAAACCCUUCAGUUGCACUUUGUGUGGGAAGGCGAUUGCACAAUCAUCACAUCUUCAAGCACACCAGAGAACACACACGGGAGAGAAACCCUUCAGUUGCACUCUGUGUGGGAAGGCGUUUGCACAAUCACCAUAUCUUAAAUUACACCAGAGAACACCCACGGGAGAGAAACCCUUCAAGUGCACUGUGUGUGGGAAGGCGUUUGCACAUUCACAACAUCUUCAAUUACACCAGAGAACACACACGGGAGAGAAACCCUUCAAGUGCACUGUGUGUGACAAGGCAUUUUCAUAUCCAUCAGUUCUAAGGAACCACCAGAGAACACACACAGGAGAAAAACCCUUCAAGUGCAGUGUGUGUGGGAAGGCAUUUUCACAUUCAUCUGCUCUUAAAAAACACCGGAGAACACACACAGGAGAUAAACCCUUCAAGUGCAGUCUGUGCGGUGUUGCGUUUUCACAGUCAUCUGCUCUUGUAUCACACCACAGAACACACACAGGAGAAAAACCCUUCAGUUGCACUGUGUGUGGGAAGGCGUUUGCACAUUCACAACAUCUUAAAAUACACCAGAGAACUCACACGGGAGAGAAACCCUUCAAGUGCACUGUGUGUGACAAGGCAUUUUCACAUUCAUCAGAUCUUAGGAACCACCAGAGAACACACACUGGAAAUAAACCCUUCAAGUGCAGUGUGUGUGGGAAGGCAUUUUCAGAUUCAUCUACUCUUAAACAACACCGGAGAACACACACAGGAGAAAAACCCUUCAAGUGCAGUCUGUGCGGGAAGGCGUUUUUACAGUCAUCUGGUCUUGUAUCACACCAGAGAACACACACGGGAGAAAAACCCUUCAAGUGCACUGUGUGUGACAAGGCAUUUGCAUGGUCAUUAGGUCUUCAUAGACACCAGAGAACACACACAGGAGAGAAACUCUUCAGGUGCAGUCUGUGCGGGAAGGCGUUUUCACAGUCAUCUGGUCUUGUAUCACACCGGAGAACACACACGGGAGAGAAACCCUUCAGUUGCACUCUGUGUGGGAAGGCGUUUGCACAGUCAUCAAAUUUAACACAGCACCAGAGAACUCACACAGGAGAGAAACCCUUCAAGUGCACUGUGUGUGACAAGGCAUUUUCAUAUCCAUCAUUUCUAAGGAACCACCAGAGAACACACACUGGAGAGAAACCCUUCAAGUGCACUGUGUGUGGGAAGGCGUUUGCACAUUCACAACAUCUUCAAUUACACCAGAGAACACACACGGGAGAGAAACCCUUCAAGUGCUUUUUGUGUGACAAGGCAUUUGCACAGUCAUCAGGUCUUCAUAGACACCAGAGAACUCACACGGGAGAGAAACCCUUCAGUUGCACUUUGUGUGGGAAGGCGUUUGCCCAAUCAUCACAUCUUCAAGUACACCAGAGAACACACACGGGAGAGAAACCCUUCAGUUGCACUCUGUGUGGGAAGGCGUUUGCACAGUCAUCAAUUUUUAAACAGCACCAGAGAACUCACACAGGAGAGAAACCCUUCAAGUGCAGUCUGUGCGGGAAGGCGUUUUCACAGUCAUCUGGUCUUGUAUCACACCAGAGAACACACACGGGAGAUAAACCCUUCAAGUGCAGUGUGUGUGGGAAGGCAUUUUCACCUAAAUCUACUCUUAAAAAACACCGGAUAACACACACAGGAGAAAAACCCUUCAGUUGCACUCUGUGUGAGAAGGCAUUUGCACAUUCACAACAUCUUAAAAUACACCAGAGAACUCACACGGGAGAGAAACCCUUCAGUUGCACUUUGUGUGGGAAGGCGUUUGCACAAUCAUCACAUCUUCAAGCACAUCAGAGAACACACACGGGAGAGAAACCCUUCAGUUGCACUCUGUGUGGGAAGGCCACGGAUCGUGUUGGACUUUUAACACAGCACCGGAGAACACACACAGGAGAAAAACCCUUCAAGUGCAGUCUGUGCGCGAAGGCGUUUUCACGGUCAUCUGCUCUUGUAUUACAUCAGAGAACACACACGGGAGAGAAACCCUUCAGUUGCACUCUGUGUGGGAAGGCGUUUGCACGUUCACAACAUCUUAAAAUACACCAGAGAACACACACGAGAGAGAAACCCUUCAGUUGCACUUUGUGUGGGAAGGCGUUUGCACAUUCACAACAUCUUAAAAUACACCAGAGAACACACACGGGAGAGACACCCUUCAGUUGCACUCUGUGUGGGAAGGCGUUUGCACAAUCACCAUUUCUUAAAUUACACCAGAGAACACACACUGGAGAGAAACCCUUCAAGUGCACUGUGUGUGACAAGGCAUUUGCACAGUCAUCAGGUCUUCAUAGACACCAGAGAACACACACGGGAAAGAAACCCUUCAGUUGCACUCUGUGUGAGAAGGCAUUUUCAUAUCCAUCAGUUCUAAGGAACCACCGGAGAACACACACGGGAGAUAAACCCUUCAAGUGCAGUGUGUGUGGGAAGGCAUUUUCAGAUUCAUCUACUCUUAAACAACACCGAAGAACACACACAGGAGAAAAACCCUUCAAGUGCAGUCUGUGCGGGAAGGCGUUUUCACAUUCAUCUGCUCUUGGAUUUCACCAGAUAACUCACACAGGAGAGAAACCCUUCAAGUGCACUGUGUGUGGGAAGGCGUUUGCACAUUCACAACAUCUUAAAUUACACCAGAGAACACACACGGGAGAGAAACCCUUCAAGUGCACUGUGUGUGGGAAGGCGUUUGCACAUUCACAACAUCUUAAAUUACACCAGAGAACACACACGGGAGAAAAACCCUUCAAGUGCACUGUGUGUGACAAGGCAUUUGCACAGUCUUCAGGUCUUCAUAGACACCAGAGAACACACACGGGAGAGAAACCCUUCAGUUGCACUCUGUGUGGGAAGGCAUUUCCAUGGUCAUCAGAUCUUCAUAGACACCAGAGAACACACACGGGAGAGAAACCCUUCAGGUGCACUUUGUGCGAGAAGGCGUUUGCUGAGUCAACACAUCUUAAACUACACCAGAGAACACACACGGGAGAGAAACCUUUCAAGUGCACUGUCUGUGAGAAGGCAUUUGCAUGGUUAUCAUGUCUUAAUUGCCACAAGAGAACACACACAGGAGAGAAACUCUUCAUGUGCACUCUGUGCGGGAAGGCGUUUUCUGAGUCAUCACAUCUUAAACUACACCAGAGAACACACACGGGAGAGAAACCCUUCAGGUGCACUGUGUGCGGGAAGGCAUUUUCAUAUCCAUCAGUUCUAAGGAACCACCAGAGAACACACACAGAAGAAAAACCCUUCAAGUGCAGUGUGUGUGGGAAGGCAUUUUCACAUUCAUCUGCUCUUAAAAAACACCGGAGAACACACACAGGAGAAAAACCCUUCAAGUGCAGUCUGUGCGCGAAGGCAUUUUCACAGUCAUCUGCUCUUGUAUUACAUCAGAGAACACACACGGGAGAGAAACCCUUCAGUUGCACUCUGUGUGGGAAGGCGUUUGCAUGUUCACAACAUCUUAAAAUACACCAGAGAACACACACAGGAGAGAAACCCUUCAAGUGCACUGUGUGUGGGAAGGCAUUUUCAGAUAAAUCUCCUCUUAAAAAACACCGGAUAACACACACGGGAGAGAAACUCUUCAGGUGCAGUCUGUGCGGGAAGGCGUUUUCACAGUCAUCUGGUCUUGUAUCGCACCAGAGAACACACACGGGAGAUAAACCCUUCAAGUGCAGUGUGUGUGGGAAGGCAUUUUCAGAUAAAUCUCCUCUUAAAAAACACCGGAUAACACACACGGGAGAGAAACUCUUCAGGUGCAGUCUGUGCGGGAAGGCGUUUUCACAGUCAUCUGCUCUUGUAUUACAUCAGAGAACUCACACGAGAGAGAAACCCUUUAGUUGCACUUUGUGUGGGAAGGCGUUUGCACAUUCACAACAUCUUAAAAUACACCAGAGAACACACACGGGAGAGAAACCCUUCAGUUGCACUCUGUGUGGGAAGGCGUUUGCACAAUCACCAUAUCUUAAAUUACACCAGAGAACACACACUGGAGAGAAACCUUUCAAGUGCACUGUGUGUGGGAAGGCGUUUGCACAUUCACAACAUCUUCAAUUACACCAGAGAACACACACGGGAGAGAAACCCUUCAAGUGCACUCUGUGUGGGAAGACGUUUGCACAGUCAUCAGGUCUUCAUAGACACCAGAGAACACACACGGGAGAGAAACCCUUCAGUUGCACUCUGUGUGGGAAGGCGUUUGCACAGUCUGGAAAUUUGACACGGCACCAGAGAACUCGCACAGGAGAGAAACCCUUCAAGUGCAGUGUGUGUGAGAAGGCGUUUGCACUUUCAUCUCAUCUUGUAGCACACCAGAGAACACACACGGGAGAGAAACCCUUCAAAUGCAGUGUGUGUGGGAAGGCAUUUGCACGUUCAUCUUGUCUUGUAAUACACCAGAGAACACACACGGGAGAGAAACCCUUCAAGUGCAGUGUGUGUGGGAAGGCGUUUGCACAGUCAUCUACUCUUGCAAUACACCAGAGAACACACACGGGAGAGAAACCCUUCAAGUGCAGUGUGUGUGGGAAGGCAUUUGCACAUUCAUUUUCUCUUGUAGCACACCAGAGAACGCACACAGGAGAGAAACCCUUCAAAUGCAGUGUGUGUGGGAAGGCGUUUGCACAGUCAACUACUCUUGUAGAACACCAGAGAACACACACAGGAGAGAAACCUCUCAAGUGCAGUGUGUGUGGGAAGGCGUUUGCACAGUCAUCUACUCUUGCAAAACACCAGAUAAUACACACGGCAAAGAAACCCUUCAAGUGCAGUGUGUGUGGGAAGGGGUUUGCACGCUCAUCUACUCUUGUAGACCACCAGAGAACACACACAGGAGAGAAACCCUUCAAGUGCAGUGUUUGUGGGAGGGCGUUUGCACUUUCAUCUCCUCUUGUAGCACACCAAAGAACACACACGGGAGAGAAACCCUUCAAAUGCAGUGUUUGUGGGAAGGCGUUUGCACAGUCAUCUACUCUUGGAAUACACCAGAGAACACACACGGGAGAGAAACCCUUCAAGUGCAGUGUGUGUGGGAAGGCGUUUUCACGUUCAUCUCCUCUUGUAGCACACCAGAGAACACACACGGGAGAGAACCCCUUCAGGUGCACUCCUUGCGGGAAGACGUUUGCACUUUCAUCAAUUCUUCACGCACACCAGAGAACACACAAGCAUCAGAAGAUCCAGAAGGAGUGGAGUCUGAAAUCAGCUUGUGAAAGUCAAAGUGCCGCAAUGAGCCCAUCCCUCAUUAAACAAGAACCGGAAGAAAAUCCCAGCUUAGACACUUUUAAAGGUAUCAAGGUGAAAUAUGAAGAGGUGAAGGUGAAACGUGAAGAAGUGAUGGUCAAGAGCGAAGAAGUGAAGGUAAAAUGUGAAGAUGAAGAUUCAACUCCAAAAUCAGACCUUCACAUCGAUAGAGGCAACGUGAAGCAGGAGGAGAAUUCUGACUGUGAGGCAGAGCGAGGCAACUCCCAGCAGUUUGUGGAAGUUGAGGUGUGGGUGGACUUCCUCUGAAACAAUACAAAGUCAAAUGGAGACCCGGUAGAUGUGUAGCUUGAGAUGAUGUCGCUCCAAUAGACGCACCUUUGUCACAGGCCUUUAAUUACAAGAAUGUGAAGUUGAACGCUCAAUACCUAGGUUCAACCUGCAGGGCAAGAGCGGCCAGUCUUUGUGGACCUGUGGGUUGCGUAGAUCUCUAACCAGGAGUGAGAGCCAAUAAGCUCCCAAGCAUUCGAUAUGUAAUCAUAAUUGCAUUUACAUGGUGCUUGCUUAAUUGCCUCAGCAACUUGGAGUUUUGUAUCGUAUCUUGUCUCAAACACUCGAAGAGCAUCCCCAAGUAGCAGCUGCCCCUGUGUGGCACAAGGAGGUGGCCCUGCACCGGCCUGCAUGUGGACAAGAGCCUGUCAGUAGGGGGCGGUGGUUGAUGUGGCAUCUUAGUUGUGGAGUUUGUCGGUAAUGUUUUAGAAUUUGAUCAAUUUUGACCCAGACGUCAGAAUGCAAUGGCCUACUCGUUUUGAAUUACACUAUUAUGUUGUACAUUCACUUCGAUUUAAAGCUUUCGUGACUGCAGGGAUUCAUCUUCUUGGUUCUUUCGGUAAAGUCAUCACGUAGAAGGGAAAUAAUAAAAUAAUAAAAAUACAGCAUAAUAAAAUAAUUCUCACGACGUUUCGGCUACAACGCAAGCAGCC